Messenger RNA from Armigeres subalbatus, 2036 nucleotides. RefSeq names its product leucine-rich repeat-containing protein 40-like. Gene Ontology annotation, molecular function: protein binding. NCBI's taxonomy places the organism in Eukaryota, Metazoa, Arthropoda, Insecta, Diptera, Culicidae. Gene Ontology annotation, cellular component: extracellular matrix. The record is from RefSeq and is a predicted model, not a curated record. The transcript has 5 exons. The coding region runs from base 120 to 2030 and encodes 636 amino acids.
GUUGUAGAGCCUUCCUAGAAACUCGUUGAAAUGCGAGGACGUUCCACUUCUGUUAGUUGUCGUCCAAUUGGAAUUCAUUGAACACGUUUGGUUUUCCCGCCGAUGGGAGUUAUUCAACAAUGAUCCAGUUUAUAAGAUUCUUAAGUUGUUUAUCGUUUGUACUACUGUGUGCUUUGUUCUGUACUGGCGCUGCCCCUUCAAUGCAAGUAGUGGACAUCUGUGCACAAUGUUCGUGCUUCGAAGUAGACAACGAAAUUAUCGUUAACUGCAAGGGUGAAGAUUCGCCGGAAGCUCCAGGUCCAGCUAAGAAAUAUUUCAACCUACAGAGCACUGUGUGGCCAGUUUCCAAGGAUCCUGUCAACAAUCAGUUAAAAAUACGGGCGUAUUUCAGGAAUUUGCAGCUACCAAUAUUGCCAAGGCUUCCACCCAGCCAAUUUGUUAGAGAGCUGCACUUCAGCAACAACGCUAUCAAUUCGUAUCGCGAUGAAUCAUUUCAACAGUUUAAACAGUUGGAAUCACUUACGCUGAUUAAUAAUAAUCUGGGAGUUCUUGAAAAAGAUUUUUUCGCAACCAAAAAUAUCUUGAAACAUUUAGAUCUUUCCAACAACACACUCACAUCGAUCGCCGCCCUGGAGCGAGCAUCCUUCGAACAGCUUGAAUCAAUCUACUUAUCUCACAACGCACUGAAAUUUAUCUCGGCUCAAGCUACUCGGGCUUUGCAGAACGCUAGCAUUGUUCGGCUAGAGAAAUGUGACCUGUUCAGCUGGGAGUGUGACGACGAUCUACACUGGAAGGAGCUCUAUUUGAGCGGAAAUAAACUGACCUCAAUUUCUGGAACAACGUUCUCUCACCUGCCACUGCUGGAAGUGCUCGACAUCUCACACAACAAGAUCCAAUUCAUCGACGCGCAAGCCUUCGUCUUUCUUAACCAACUACAACACAUCGAUCUAUCGUUCAAUUCGGUUAACAGUCUCGCAAAUCUUCAUCUACCAUCCACGUUGAACAUCGUGAAUGUUGCUGGCAAUUCAAUCAGCCAGUGGCCAUUUGGGGAUCUGCCUGAGGACUUGCAGCGACUGGAGAUUCAGCAAAACUUGCUGACGGAGUUGCAACUUGCGCAAACUGUAAACCUGGUUGCACUGAACGCUAGUGACAAUCGUCUGGACUCGUUCAACGGAGACUCGUUUCCACUGCUGGUCGAGUUAGAUUUGUCGUAUAACCAGUUCAGCGAGUUACCGCGAAAUCUUGGUAAUCAUCUCAGAAUUUUGAUACUAGACGGAAAUCCGUACGAAAGGAUAUUCUUCGAUAGUCGAGUUUCACUGGAGUUAUUAUCGCUGAAUCGAUUGCCGAACUUGGCCGAAUUGGGAAGCUACAGCUUCUGGAAAUUGGUCAGCCGAGAGGAUGACAAAGAACGGGAUUGUGUGGAAAUUCGAAUUUCUCACUGUCCCAAGCUGAAAACGAUCAAUCCUUCAGCUUUCGAAAAUGUGGAUCUGUGUAGGCUAGACCUUAGUUACAAUGCGUUAACAUCUAUUUCGAAAAACCUGAUCGACUGGGAAAGUUUAGGCGGAGAAAUUAAUCUCCAGGGCAAUCCUUGGGACUGCAACUGUUCUCAGCAAUGGAUGGUAGAGGAAAUACUGCCGAUGAUCUACGAAACCAAAGAUCUGCAAUACUUGCUGGAAGAUUUCCGCUGCGCCAGCCCCGAAAAUAGAAAGAAUGUAAGACUGGUUAAAUAUCUCAAUCAUCACGGGGUUUUCUGCGGCGGUCCUCAACUGGCUCGAUUGGUAGAUGGGACUCAAUCGCAGGGCACGGUUAAAGCAGGAUUUGCAAAUAUAUUGUGUGCUGUUGACGAUGAAGCCUGUUUGCACAUGCAUACAGGCUCGGGUUUUUAUGCUUUUUGCGUAAUGGUAGCUGUUACACUGCUGGUAAGCGUCGUGUUGCUGAUUUUCAUCAUCAUCCGAAGAAAACGAGAAAAUCGACGGAUAUCCUAUGAAAGUAUUUGGCUGAUCAAAAAUAAAAAGUCUACAUCUUUAUAAUAAGUA